This is a messenger RNA of Rotaria sordida, 894 nucleotides long. The record is from the annotation of a GenBank genome assembly. Lineage: Eukaryota; Metazoa; Rotifera; Eurotatoria; Philodinida; Philodinidae.
AUGAUUUUUGAUUUAACAAUAAAACAAGAAAAGACACGACUUGUGCAUUCAAAUGAUGUUGUUGGUCAUCAUGAUGUUGUUAUUAAUCGUGAUGAUAUUGUUAUUAGUCGUGAUGAUAAUCAAUCAUAUUCAAAUGGUUAUCUUGAUCAAAUUGAACAAAAUAUUUCUGAAUAUAAUGUACCACACUCAGAUAUUGAUGCUUAUAAUUCUUUUUAUUUGUCCGAAGAUACUGAAGAUACAAAUGCCAGUGAUAAUUAUUCUUAUGAUUCAUCAGUUGAAAAUACCAAUGAAGAAAGUGAAAUUGAUCGGUUUUGUUUAGAUUUAAUACAUUUUAUUCGAUCAUCAAAUUUAAAUAAAACAAAUACAAAUAAUUUAUUGACACUUAUCGAUAAUAUUAGUUCGAAUAAAAGUUUACCUCAAACGGAAAAACAAUUAUGGAAACAACUCAAUAUUAAAUUUGAUGAUAAAACAAUUAUUUAUUGUACUAAUUGCUUGAAGAAGCUGGUAAAAUUUAAUGAUUGUUGUGAUUCGUGUGCUAAUGUUCAUUUAUAUAUUAACUCUGAACUGAUUAUUUUCUUGAUGGAGAAGGAAAUCAGUCAAAUUAUUCAAAUGAAUACAGAUUUCAUCAAAGGAUAUCAUCCACAUCACGCUUCUGAUGUAAUUUAUGGAGAUUUUUAUCAAAGUAAACCAAGAAAAAAUCCUAUAACACUUAUACUUUCUACCGAUGAGAAACCAGCCACCAAGAACAGUCGUAGCUCCAUGUGGCCAGUUAUUGCAACUAUUGCUGAACUUCCAUUGCCUAUUAGAGAAUUUAAAGAAAAUGUUGUUUUAUUAGGACUAUGGCAUUCACCGAAGAGUCCACCUGUUGAUAUCCUUUUAGGAGACAUUAAAUAA